UGGAUGGAUGGAGCUUGAGCUUAUAGUAUAGUAUAGUAGUAUAUAUGUCGACAAGAAAAAAGGGUGAGAUUAAUUAAGGAGGGAAGCAGGGCAGAGCAGAGAGGGAGAGGGAGGGAGGCAGGCAGGCAGUUCGGAUUGAGAAUAAGUGUGAAAGGCACGAGACGUGAAGAGAACAAUAAAUGAGCAAGAGAGAGAGAGAGAGACAGGGGAAAAGGGUGGGAAGGGAAAAGAGGAGGGUGAUGAGGCUUAUGAUAACCCUCAUGAUCGUCACGUCGUUUUUCAUUUGCUUCUCCCGAUGUCCUCCCAGAAUUCCACGCUUCCUCUCUCUCUCUCUCUCUCUCUCUCUCUCUCUCUCAUCUUCCUUUCCUUCCACACAGCUCUGCUCCCUCUCUCUCUCUCUGUGCUUUUGUUUUCUUUUUUCCUUUGUCCGUUCCUUCUCUCUCUCACACAGUUUUUCUUUCUAAAUUAAAUAAUAUAUUGUAUAGGGCGCCUAGUCAACCUCACGUCUUGGCUCACUUUGUUGUUCCGUAUUAAACCAACACUAUAAUUUCAGACCAGAAAAAAACACACACAACACACUAUUCUCUCUCUCUCUCUCUCUCUCUCUCUCUCUCUCUCUCUCUCUCUCUCCCUCUCUCUCUCUUUGAAUUCCAUAUAGUAAAUGUGAUAGCUAGCUAGUGAUCAAUCCCCAUCUCUGAAUGUCUGAAACUCAAAUAUUACAUCACUGAUUCAGCUCAACUAACCCAUUUUCAACAAUACCUUCUCUAUUUCUCUCUCCCUUUCUCUUUAAUCGCAUCAAUAUAUGCCAAAUAUAAACAAUGCCUACAAUGCCUAUAUGAGGCAGCUAGGCAACACCCUAUUUUAAAUCCCCAUCAUCCAUCCAUCUCCCAAUUCUCCAUCACUCCCAACAGCAACAGUAGUAGUAGUAGUACACCCACUCCAAUUCCCACAAUACCUUGCUGCAUGCUAGUUUUCCCAUUUUUGUAACUCCACCACCAUUCUUCAUACCACAUCACACCAUUACCUCAAAUGGGAAGUGAUUUCAAACUACCUAGGCUACCAUCCCUUUUUUAUAAUUAGUUACUAACACCUCCCCUUGUUCUUGUUAUCUUGUUAUCUUGUUAUCUUGUUCUUGUUCCCUUAACAUAUACACUUACUUAUAUGUAUGUAUUCACCUUUUAAGGCCAUUAUAUACCUUGGGAUUCUGAGAAAGGUGGGUGACACAGAAAGAGAGAAGUAAGUAGAGCCUUGCUCUUGGCUACUUGUUUAUAUUUUCACUGUGUUCAACAAUCAAAAUGUGGAUGAUGGGUUAUAACGAGAGUGGCCAUGCUGAUUUCAACAUGCCUGAUUCUUUCAACGGUCGGAAGCUUCGGCCUCUCAUUCCACGGCCACUCGUGCCAUCUGCUAACAACGCCACUUCUUCAGUCAUUGCUGCAACUCCUCCUUGUUUAAACCGAAUUCAUGGCGUCUCUCAUGAUUUCUUCACUCAGUAUCACCAUCUCGCCGCUAUGGCUGAACAAAACAAGAGAUCAGAGUUCAUCAACACACCGCAAGUGGUGGUGAGCUCAAGAUGGAACCCAACUCCGGAGCAGUUGAGGGCUCUGGAAGAAUUGUACAGACGAGGGACUCGAACCCCGUCGGCUGAGCAAAUUCAGCACAUCACAGCGCAGCUUCGAAAAUAUGGAAAGAUAGAGGGGAAGAAUGUGUUCUAUUGGUUCCAAAAUCAUAAGGCCAGAGAAAGACAGAAACGUCGCCGUCAGAUGGAAUCAUCCGUGCCCUCUGCCCAACCAGAUCACGAAAUAUCAUUGUCAUCCACAGAUAAUCAAAAGAAAGAAUCAUUAGGGGCAAGUAGGACAGGGUUUGAAGUUGAACAGACCAAGAACUGGGCACCCUCUACAAACUGCAGUGCUACUCUUGCAGAGGAAUCUGUUUCAAUACAAAGGGCAGCAAAAGCAGCAGUGGCAGCAGCAGAGUGCAGGACGGAUGGAUGGAUCCAAUUCGAUGAAGAAGAAUUGCAGCAAAGAAGGAACUUUGUAGAAAGGAAUGCCACGUGGCAGAUGAUGCAGUUGUCUUGUCCUCCUCCUCCUUCUCCUCUUCCUCCUCAGUACCCUCAUCCUCCCACCCACCUCAUAAUAAACACCCCUGCUUGUUCUACUGCUAACUCAAAUAGUACUAAUAAUUUAACAAGCAGCAGGGCAAGCAGGGCAGCAACAGUUAGAACAAUGGACCAAAGGCUCAUUAAGGGUCAUGAUCUCAGCAUCCUUCUAACACCCUACUCAUCAAUAUCAGAAGAAUCUGGUUUUAUUAACUUUAACUACCCAAACCACAACACCAGCGUUGAACAGGAUCAUGGCUGUGGGGAAUCUCAAACCCUUCAACUCUUUCCACUUCGAAGUGGCCAUGCCAAUGCCAAUGCCAACCUCGAAAAGGAUCAUGCAGAGCUAUCGGCUAACUUCAGUAGAGCUCAGCCUUACCCUUUUUUUGAGUUUCUUCCCUUAAAGAACUAAUUAGUUUUCUAACCAUGCACUUAAUU
Messenger RNA from Prunus persica (peach), 2533 nucleotides. Its product is annotated as WUSCHEL-related homeobox 1. Bases 1296 to 2507 code for a protein of 403 amino acids. Gene Ontology annotation, biological process: plant organ development. Lineage: Eukaryota; Viridiplantae; Streptophyta; Magnoliopsida; Rosales; Rosaceae. The transcript is spliced from 4 exons. Gene Ontology annotation, molecular function: DNA binding; DNA-binding transcription factor activity. The record is from RefSeq and is a predicted model, not a curated record.